ACGACGACCCCACCAUUGGGGGAACCAGAGGAGCUGCCCGACGCCCGAAAUAAGAUUUAAAAUGGAAGGCAUACGAAGGAGAGAUUAUGCAAGGCUGUUAAUUGCACCCGUUGCUUUUGCUACAGCAUCUUUUUUUCUUUGGUUUGUCUUUGUGAAUCGGCCUGCACUGAGGAAUGGUAUCACUCCUGACCUGCACUUCCCAAAGUCUUUAGAUGAUCUGCGCGAACUGGUACGAGUUUCAAGUGCAUAUAAGGAAGAUCACUGGUACUAUGUUGUCUUCUUGUUUUCAUCAGCAUAUAUAUACAAACAGACAUUUGCUAUACCAGGAUCUGCACUGUUGAAUCUUCUUGGUGGAGCCUUGCUAGGUUGUUGGCCUCUUGGUUUUCCAUUAUGCUGUGUCUUAACAGCAACUGGGGCAUCAAACUGCUUUCUCCUCUCCCGGCUUGUGGGAAAGAAAAUCAUCCAGAGAAAGUUUGCAACAAAAAUAAAUUGGUUUAGAGAGAAGAUCUCCGAGAAUGAAAACCAGCUUUUCCUCUUUUUAGUAAGUCUGCGAGUUUUCCCAAUGACUCCAAAUUGGCUGUUGAACAUCAUGGCACCCUACGUAAAUGUGCCUCUUCUUAUGUUCUUCCUUUCUGUGUUCUUUGGUCUGUUGCCUUAUAACUUUCUUUGUGUUCAAGCUGGUGAAAUGCUCUCUGAUAUUAAGUCAAUGGAUGACAUCUUUACUCCCAAAAGGCUUUUAGCACUCAUUACUAUAGCACUGAUUAUGUUCACACUUUCACAUUUUGCUCGGAAAAGGAAAGCCAAACACACCGAUUGACUUCUCUGUAUAAUUUUUAAUUGGCUGUUUUAUUAUAUUAUUAAUUAUUUGUAUUAAUUUUAUUAUUGAGCUAUUACCUCCUCAGUCAUGUGAUAAUGUAAUAUUUGCUGCAUAUAAUAAAAAUAUUUGCAGUCCAGAA
Penaeus chinensis is the source of this 956-nucleotide messenger RNA. RefSeq names its product transmembrane protein 41A-like. The record is from RefSeq and is a predicted model, not a curated record. The transcript is spliced from 6 exons. The coding region runs from base 62 to 817 and encodes 251 amino acids. Lineage: Eukaryota; Metazoa; Arthropoda; Malacostraca; Decapoda; Penaeidae.